AUGCGAGAUCGUACGCCUAAAGACGAUGUGGCGAAAGCGCGUGAAGAUUCUAGUCAAAUCAAAUCAUAUUUUCGUAAUCCAAACACGUCAAAGCACGGUUCGACUGAACUGGAAUCCGCCUUGGAAUUAGUCGAACAUGAGAUCGAUCUACGCACACGUAACAUGUCAAAUCAUAAAUGUACAUUAGUUUUUAACAAACAAUUAAAAAUGGGUGCUGGUGUAUGCGAUCGAUUAAAACGAACAGCUAAGGUUCUUGCCUACAAGCAACUGAUGACUAUGACAAGAGAUACUCCAAGAGAAUAUUUAAAAGUAAAACCAACGAAAGAUGGAUUUUGGAAAGCCAUCAUCGAUUCCAGACAAAGUCAAUAA
Molecule: messenger RNA, 369 nt
Organism: Adineta ricciae
Lineage: Eukaryota; Metazoa; Rotifera; Eurotatoria; Adinetida; Adinetidae
Source: the annotation of a GenBank genome assembly